This is a messenger RNA of Coniophora puteana RWD-64-598 SS2, 1629 nucleotides long. RefSeq lists its product as uncharacterized. Lineage: Eukaryota; Fungi; Basidiomycota; Agaricomycetes; Boletales; Coniophoraceae. Gene Ontology annotation, biological process: nuclear inner membrane organization. Gene Ontology annotation, cellular component: chromosome, centromeric core domain; mitotic spindle pole body; microtubule organizing center attachment site. The record is from RefSeq and is a predicted model, not a curated record. The transcript has 6 exons. The coding region runs from base 1 to 1629 and encodes 542 amino acids.
AUGCCUCCACUCUUCCGUCGCAAGAGCCACGUCGUAUGUUUCUUCUGCCAAAGCAUACCAGCACCCACUCCUGCCAACCCGCGCGCGUUCAAAUGCCCCCAAUGCGACUGCUGGAACCGCUAUGACUCGAAUGGAGAGCUCGUCUCGGACGAACCUGCCAUGCAUGAUGAAGCUCUCAACACCAACUCGUUCGCGAGGCGAGCCUCUGCAAGCAAGAACCACUUGCCCUCUGUCUACGGCACGACGAGGACGUCGUUCUGCCACACCUGUCAGACCAACCAGAUGCUCAUCGUCAACCUCCUGUCUAAUUAUCUUCCCUCUCCACAGCAUCCAGACUACGCCAGGAGGCUAGAGAUGCUCCCCGCGUACAAAGAGUCCCUGCACAUACGCUAUCCCCCCGUGUGCGAGGACUGCGCGCCCAGCGUCGAAGCCGAGAUCCAGCAGAAGGACCACAUGGCGCGGACAAGGGCUCUCGGGGGCUGGCUGAGACAGACGAGGGGCAAGGACAAGCAGCGGCAGGUCUCCAGCGCGGCGCGCGAGAAGGACAAGCUGUGGUCGCACCUCCUCGCCUGGAGAAUACGAGGUGCUUUGUGGGCGGCUACCCUUGUUGGUGUUCUGAUGUGGUAUAUCGCGGUGCUUUGGGGUGUUAGACCACCACAGGUUGCAGCUCGGGUUCUUCCCAUACUGCCAUCAUAUUUCUUCUUCUCGUUGCUGUGGACGGUGUGGGAUCCGACCUACUAUUCAUUCCGCAAAGCUCAGUUGCAAGGGAGGGAUGUAAGGCUCCGAGGAAAGCGCCAGUAUAUUUGUCUACAGCUAUUAGCAUGGGGAUGGAGAAUCCUCACAUCCAGCAUGCUGUUGCUCUCAUCGCGUGAUACGACGGAGUCACGCUCACAUUACUUUCACCUCACAUUCGAGAGUCGUUCAUUUUUCAUGUUAUCUGUAAUAUUAGAACUAUCAAUCAUCAUCGGAUCCCUCGCUUUUCUCCGACUCGACCAUCCUCCCCCCAUACGCCUCAUCCAGACCUCCAACCCCCUCUCACGCGCAUCCUCCGUCCUCCUCACCCCCGACGGCAGCUUCGCGACCGCACGCUCGACACCUGCCCCCCUCUCCGCACGCUCGUCACAUCGCAGCCUCGAGCCAGACCUCUCCGUGCUCUCCCUCUCUUCCAAACCGACCAUGGUCCCACCCUCGCACCCCAUCUUCGGGCACGCGUCUCUCGCGCCCGCCGUCGAGUCCGCGAUGGACCAGGAUCCCACUUACAGUCCUGGUAACGCACGGGAGAGCGACGCGAUGGACUGGCAGCCGACGGAUCCGCGAGCACAGGGUACGCACGCGCAACGUUCAAAUGCCGAAGAAGAACAGGGCUCGUGGCUCCGCCCCCAGCGGUUCUUCGCGCCCGAGCAGCCGACCGGGCUCGAGACACUGUUCGCCAGCACCCGUCUCGACGACUCCCCGGGGCAACAAACCAACGCUCCGCGCUCCAUCCUGCGCCGCACGCUCGGCGACAAACGAAGGGUGGCAGGCGCCCUGUCUCUCCUCUUGUCCAUCGUCGUCGCGUUCCUGGCCGGACGCUGGCUCAGACGAUCCGACGGCUCAACAAGUGGUAGUACUAGUACUUAUAGCACUUAG